CCACCCGCAACCACCGCUCCUCAUCUAAGCUCCGUCGACAAACCAACAAAGAAUCCAAAAAGAAUCAGACGCCCAGGCCACCAUGGCGAACCCAUCCACGAGCUCGAGGCCGCCAUGCGCGGCUCCCAGUGGCACCAAGCUCACCUGCCUAUGCUCGCCGACGAACCACCCGGGCUCCUUCCGCUGCACCCGCCACCGCAACCCACGGGGCCGACCGCAGACGUCGUCGCCGCCGUCGUCCAGCCGGGCGGCUUUGGGCGCCAGCGCAACGGUGCGCGUCGAGGGGAUCACCAGGAGCGGUGACGUCGCUGCGGGAGGCAGGACAGGCAAGGGCCGGUCCGUCCUGCGCGCGCACCUGCUGCGGCUGGUCAGCCUGCCGUCCUCCGGCGGCAGCGACCACCGCCGCUGCCGCGACUUCAAGCCCCGGCCGUCCAGGCUGGGCCGCCUAACCGUGACCGCGUGACGGCGGCCGGCCGCUGCUCACCUGCUCUGCUUCGCAGCUGGUAGUACGCAGCUCACUAGUCACUAGUGGUGAACGGUGCGCCUCUAUUUCGCGCGCACCGAUGCUUGGAUCCGUUUAUCCAGCAGAUUCUCCCUCCAUUUAUUUUUAUAAAUCGUUUCAGAUAACUGAAAAGGAGCUAAUUUAAACCUUGUCUGAAAUGUCUUCAAAGCCUUAUAAAAAUGAUACUACUCCUUGUAUGAAUCUGUACACAUGUUCAUUUGUAAUUUUUGCAGAGGAAUGAAAUGGAUUAGUAGUUUCUGUGUUA
Molecule: messenger RNA, 767 nt
Organism: Triticum urartu
Lineage: Eukaryota; Viridiplantae; Streptophyta; Magnoliopsida; Poales; Poaceae
Source: RefSeq, a predicted model, not a curated record